This is a messenger RNA of Andrographis paniculata, 716 nucleotides long. RefSeq lists its product as uncharacterized. Gene Ontology annotation, cellular component: spindle microtubule; outer kinetochore. Gene Ontology annotation, molecular function: microtubule binding. Lineage: Eukaryota; Viridiplantae; Streptophyta; Magnoliopsida; Lamiales; Acanthaceae. The record is from RefSeq and is a predicted model, not a curated record. The coding region runs from base 27 to 479 and encodes 150 amino acids. The transcript is spliced from 5 exons. Gene Ontology annotation, biological process: chromosome segregation; mitotic cell cycle; cell division.
AGAGAAGACGGAAACUUCAGCCAAAAAUGGAGCACAAUCAAGCAGUAGAUGGGCUUCUGACGCUGUUUUCGAAAGCAAAUCGUGAUUUAUCUCUGGUUCAUAACAAGCUCUACAAAGAAUUUCAACAAGUCUAUCCCGAAAAUGCAAAUCCGAUGAAACUGGUUGCAAGGUUGAAAAAGAUAGAGGAGGAAAUGUCGUCGUUGAAGGACCAAUGUCGCGAACUUCUUGCCGCAAAGCAGGAUCUGAUCGACAAAGCCAGAACACUCUUAGUUGGGAACAGGACCAUGCUGCAGAGGCUGCAAGCAUCCGCUGGUGCUCUCAUCACUAGUGAUGAUGAUGAUCAUGCUUAUCAGAGCUUUAAUCAGGUUAUUGACGAGUGGACAGCUCAAGUCAAAUCAAGAACAGAGGAGGACGACGCAGAACCAGGCUCCAACGACAUCAACAAGUUGCUAUUCUCAGCAAUUGUUCAAAGCAACUAACUGCUGAAUCUGAAAGAUCACCAAACAAUCAUCAUUUCCUCAGAAACUCUAUAUAGUUAUGAAUUUUAUAAGGGUAUGGUUUUCUGAAUUCCAACAGACCAUUACAAUUAGAUACCUACUAAAUGAAUGAACCAUCAAAAACAAUUAUUGAGUUACAUGACCUGGGGGACAUCCUUUUAUGUUUUUGGCGCGUGUUGUAGCCAUUACAGAUUGAAUACAAACACAGCCAUUCUACUU